Molecule: messenger RNA, 672 nt
Organism: Cuscuta epithymum
Lineage: Eukaryota; Viridiplantae; Streptophyta; Magnoliopsida; Solanales; Convolvulaceae
Source: the annotation of a GenBank genome assembly
GUAAACCUGAUCGGGCAAUUGAAGAAGAAAAAGGAGGACGAUGUUCUUCUUCUUCGCUGGAGGAGUAGAGAAUCAAGUGAAGCAGGUUCUGAAGAGCGGGGUGGGGAGAUGCAUAGCCUGCGGAUCCAGGGCGGAUCUGGUCGACUACGAGAAGGUCUUCAAAGUCUUCUUCGUCCCCGUUUGGAGAAGGCCCGGCGACCGAUCGUCCCUUUAUUGCAACAAGUGCAAGCUUUUCUUCCCCCAGUCUCUAUCCCCUUCCCAAUUUCCGCCGCCGCGCUCCCCGGAUGGUCUGAGCUGUGGCUUCUGCGGCCGGGAGGUUGAGGCUGAUUUCCGGUUCUGCCCCUAUUGCGGUGCCGCAAUUUGAACCUACUCUCUGUUUAUAGUAACGUCUUCCCGUUCUCGUUUGAAAGAAGCAAAUGAAAUAAAUUUGCGACUUGUCAAUGUAUUGUACUGCUAUAUUGACAUGGCCAUAGUUGUACACUUUCACUGAUGCAAUCAUUCAAACACUUAGCUGCUAAAUACGAGAUGUACAGAAAACAGGUUUUGAUCUCUACAUAGAAGAAGGGAGCAUUAGAGCAUCCAUAUCAACUAAUUGUCUAAUCAAUACUUCCUUUGUCUCCAUUUAAAGUUUCAUAUUAAUUUAUUAAGUUGAGUUUUUCUUUUAUGAUUUUA